This is a messenger RNA of Argentina anserina (silverweed cinquefoil), 746 nucleotides long. RefSeq lists its product as uncharacterized. The transcript has 4 exons. Bases 11 to 532 code for a protein of 173 amino acids. The record is from RefSeq and is a predicted model, not a curated record. Lineage: Eukaryota; Viridiplantae; Streptophyta; Magnoliopsida; Rosales; Rosaceae.
GUCAUAUCCGAUGGCCAAGUACAUAUAUGCGGAGAUUGAGAGGACUGGAGUUGGACCAAGCCCGAUAGAAAUGUUUCAGAGGUUUCACGUUACUGCUGGCAAAGAUGGAGAGGAAGAACGUUGGAGUAGUAAGAAAGCGAAGGAGCUUUAUGAUGAAAUGGAGUUGAAAAAACGUAUUGAAGAGGUUUUGGGUGGUGAAGGAGAAGAAGAGUUGGAUGAGUGGGACAUAUAUAAGGAGGUGGUUAGUGGUUCCAAAAAAAGACACAUUCGUGGCUUAGGUGACGGAAUGGAACCACCAGAAGAGUUUUACAAUUCAAGCGGCAGCCGGCCUUGCUUGGAACGUGAAGAGGAGUUUCGAGCUAUGAAAGAAGAAGUUGGAAGUCUUAGGGCUGACGUGGCAGAAAACAAGAAACUCCUUCAAGCUUUGAUGGACAUGGUAACUCUUGGUUUGGGUGCUUAUUCAAGUUCACCUCCAAAUGACACAAUCAUUUCACCUACUCAUGGAGAUUCUGAAGAGGAUUGUGCACCUUGAUUAUGAGUCGGUAGUUGUCGGACAACUUAUCUAUCUACUUAUAGUUAUCUAGAAAUAUCUACGAGACAAUGUAGCCUCUAAGUGACUAAACUCUUUGUUCUUGUUUUCUCAUAUCUCUUCACUAUUUCUACUGUUAUGGAUGUUAAGGAUGAUGUCUUGCAUUAUUUGUACUAGUAAGGAUGUUAUGGAUAAUUUGUUAGGAAAAAAAUUUCGU